CAGAGGAAGCUGCGGGAGGAGGAGGAAGAGGGUCAGGUUUGGGGUAGGGACCCCUGCGAAGUCUGGGUUUUGUGCGGAGGUCAGACGGAGGCCCUGGAGAGCAGGUGCGUGCCUUCAUAGGAGGGGGUUCCCAGAGCUGUGCUCAGCAGAACCCCGAGGCUUGGAGAGGUGCCAGGGCCCCCUGGGGCACUGGAUCAGGGUGUGGCCAGAGGCUCCGUGGCCUCACCUGGCCCCGCAGGACAAGGUCCAAGGCGUUCCCUAGCCCGUCCUAGCUUUAUGGCACCGAGGCAGGGGACUGUCCGGGAUGGGACCAAGUGUCCCUCUAGGCAGGUAUAGGGGAGGGAACCAGGAGACCGGAGUCCCUGCCAGCCAUCCUCCCUCUCUGAGCCUUAGUUUCCCCACUUGACAUCCCUUAGUGAGGGGCAGGCCCGCUGAUGAAAGAAAUCUUACAAGAGGAACCUCAGAAUGUGUUGCACCCUGGGAGACAGGCAGGUGCGCUCGUGCACACGGGGGCCCAGGGAGGCUGCCUGGGGAUGGCCUUGGGUCUGGCCACGUGAGCUGGGUGGGAGAGGGCAGUAGCAGGAGUCCGGGAGACGAACGGGCAGGGGCACCAGAACAUGUCAGACGCUCACGGGGCAAGCUGUUGAGAGAGUCAGUACGGGAGUGAGCCACAGGUGCGGCUGGAUCCAGGAGUUCACACAGCAUUUUUUAAGGACGCCUGUUGGCGUCAGUGCUGCCCUCAAGCAGGCUGUGUCCGUGAGGGCACACGUGCGGCCCCCAGCCGUUUGCUGGGUAACAAGCCCGGGGGGCGGAGGGCUCCGAUUUUCCAGGGUAAUCGCAAGGUCUCAGGACCAGAAUUUCACGUCAUUGGCAGGCUGGGUCACGCGUCCAUCCCCGAAGUGAUCAUAGAGGCCCUUUGGCCAGGACUUUGGCCUUCGAGGGAAAGGAAAUCGCACCUGUCCCCAAGAGAGCGGCCGGGGGCUGUGUCCCGGUCCCUGACGUGUUGGCCGUUGUUCCCUUCUCCUCCCCCAGUGAGCCCGGAGCACCUGCGCCCGGAGCCGUGGGCAGCUGAGUCCCCCAGGCCAUGGACCGAGUGACCAGAUACCCCAUCUUCGGCAUCCCUCACUCGCCCCGUGUGGGUGGCCUGGGCCUGGAGGAGGGCACCGGCCACACGUUUGAGCUGGUGGACGUGGGGCCUGCGGCCAGCGGCUGGGACCAGAACAAGCCACGGGCCCUGCCUGCUGACCGAGAGGCCGGGCCGAAUGCAGCCGGGCCGAAGGCGUCCCGGAGCCCAUGUGCCCUCCUGGACCGGCCAGCCCCGUGGAGGCUCGGCCGGGAGGGUGACGACAAAGAGGAGGCGAAGGCCUGCCGUCGGCACCCGAGGGACGCCCAGCCCACGCGGCCACGGAGCCUGGAACGGGAGCACCAGGCAGUCAUCCAGGGCCAGGCACUCAGGAAGGGCAGCACGGCGGCCACGCUCCAGGGCAGGCCUGCCCACGGGGACCCCGGGAGCCCCGGCCAGGCUCAGUCUGGGCCCCCGGAGGAGCACGCGGUCGACAGGGAGCAGAUCAACUUCCUGGCGGCCAGACGGCAGUUCUUGAGUCUGGAGCAGGCCGGUGCAGCGGCCGCCCAGAACCUUCCAGCUAGGGCGGCCCCUGCGUGCGCCCCGCCUGCCGUGGGUCAGGCCUCCACGGCCUCGGGCGGGCUGCCCCCGGCCAGCGGGUGUGCCGUCCCCCCGAAGCCCCAGGGGAGGGACGCGGUCUCGGGAGAGAAGGGGGGCGCCGGCGGCCUCCCCGCUGCCCCUGGUGCCCGGGCUGUGGGCGGCCGUGGCUCCCGGUCCCGAGUGGGGUCCCCGGAGCCCCCCGGGGAGACGCCCAUCGAGCGGGAGAUCCGGCGGGCCCAGGAGCGGGAGGCAGACCUGCGAAAGCAGAGAGGCCUACGGCAGGCGGCCAGCCAGCAGGAGAUGGUAGAGAUACCCACCAGGCCACUGCUGACCAAGGUCGGCCUGGCCUCGGCCCCGCGGCGGGACAGGGGGCGCCCGUCACUCUACGUGCAGCGGGAUUUGGUGCAGGAGACCCAGCGGGAGGAGGACCACCGGCGGGAGGGCCUGAAGCUGGGCGAGCCGUCCACGCCUGCCGGGGCGGCCCUGGGUCCCCAGCCGGGACUCAGGAAAGCCCUCAGCUCAGACUCCAUCCUCGGCCUGGCCCGGGAAGACGGGCCGGCCUGCCCUGCUCCCGCGGUGAGGAAGGAGGACCGCGGCAUCCCGGCCGACGCCCUCCAGCCGCACCUGCGCCCCGGGAGCCCCCGGCUGGCGUGCCCAGCCCUCCACGCGUCCGGCAGGCCUGGGGGUCUCUCUGCGGCCGAGGCCGAGGCUGUGGGCUCUCCACAGGCCACAGGCUCUCCGUGGCGUCUCUCGGAAUCCUCUGGAAAACCGGCAGGCGCAAAGCCGCAGUGCCCCAAGCCCCGCGAGGGGCCCCCGCCGGCCAAGAGAGGGGUCAUCCGACAGGAGCAUUUCUGCCUGCGGCCCCUGCGGUUCAGGGUCCCAGACGGGCCCCUGCAGGCCGCGGCCCCCCGCGUCCCAGGCUGGGAGGGCGCGGGGAUCCUGGCGUCGACGCUGCAGAGGUCCCAGUCGUCCGAACUGCUGGAGAAGGAGGUGGAGAGCGUCCUGCAGCGCGAGCGGGAGGUGGCCGAGGAGCGGAGGCAGGCCCUCUUUCCUGAGGUCUUCUCCCCGCCGCCCAAUGCCGACGCCACCGACGACGACGAGCCCGACGGCUCCAGGAGCUCCUCCGCGGCUUCCGGCGUCACGGGCAGCUACUCCGUGUCUGAGUCCCACUUCUUCACCCCCAUCCACCUGUCAGGCGUGGCGGGUGCUCCCACGCAGAAGAAAAGGAAGGAGCCGCGGUAUGCCAGCCUCAGCGCCUCCGACCACAUCAACUCAGAGGUCCUUGAGGCCACACGGGUCACCCGCCACACCAAUGCCAAGGCCAGGUGCUGGGAAGCCCGUAUCUACGCCAACGCCGACGAGGGCAAGGGCUGAGCCGGGCGCCCCGGGCCUGCCCUGGGGGUUCUGCGGGCCCAUCCGGAGCCCCGCUUCCCUUAGGAAACAGGUGCCUGUUUAAACUCCCCACCCCCCCCCUCCCAACCCACCCCCCCCAGAACCACAGAUCAGGGCCAACAACCCCGAGGCCGGAUGCAUUGUCAGCCCUGAUGGUUCUCUUUCCUGUUCUUAUCUUCCUGGAGACAUUGUUGUGUUUUCUGUGUGUCCUGCUGGGGAUGGAACGGGAGGUCUCUCGAUUCUGCUUCUAAGACUUUGCCAAACACUCUGGGCCCCAAGUGGGAGGAGACCAGCCGCCCCCCACCCCCAGGUCCAGAUGUGAUUGUCCCUGCUAGUCUGAGGGCGGUGGGGCUGGUCCCUGGGGGAGCCGCAGGUCUGAGGGAGGAGCACCCAGUCUGAGGGCCUCUGUGUUGUCCCCCAACCCCACCCCCGCGUGGCACACCCAGCAAAUCUCUGAAUUACAGCCCUGUGGGGUUAGCCCCCCCGCCCCCGGCAGAGAAGAGGGCUGAAGGGGACCCACGUGCUCUGUGCCCCCCUGCCGCGGCCCAGCAGUGACAGCGUCAGUGCCUGUCCAGUGGGCGAGGCCAGUGGGUCCCCCAUGUGGCCCUCCAACAGCAUCCCUGGUGUCCGGGGAGGUUGGAGGGGUCACUGGUUGGGCCCUGUGUGCAUUCUAUCCUCCCACCUGAGAGACGAGAUCAUUCUGGGCAAGGUGUGGACGCUGGACCCAAACCCUGGUUCUGCAGCCAUCCUUGGGGUGGCCUUGGGGGUCCCCAGAGCUCCUGUGCCUCGGUUUCCCCUCCAUGCACAGGGAUGGCCGGCCUCAGCCUCCAGGCCCCUCCCGCUCCCCCUCUCCUUGGCCGCUGCAGGGAAAACCGAGGCGGCCAGUUCCAGAAAUCCUGCGGCCGCCCCCGCCAGCCCAGGAGGCAAAAGCCUGAAAUAGCUGGGCGGGGGUGGGGCCGUGGGGGCCUGGGGUGGGCUGGGAGGGGCUCUUCAGGGUAGAGCAGAGACAGGCCGAGGGAGGAGGCAGGGCCCCAGUCCGAGGGAGGAGGCGAGGUCUGUGUCCACAAGCAGGGCCUGGGCCGGGAUUCCUACAGUCUGUCCUGCGUCAGAGUGCGGGCCCCACCCACCCUUCAGGGAGGCACCUCAGGGGCUCGCCGUCUCCUGCCGGCUCAGCCACCUGGUGCCAACGGGCCUGCCACCACCCUCCCCGAGUCGGGACCUCUAGCGUGGGGGCGCUGCCCGAACGACUGGUUCGAUGGCUCUGGGCUCAGAAGUCCUAACACCUGGGAAUGGGCAGGGCCGGUUCCCCCGGGACCCCGGGGACCCGUCUCCCCACUUUUCCAGCUUCCAGAGGCGCCGCAUCCUGGGCCCGCGGCCCCUCCUCAUCCUCGCAGCACAGGGUCGCCGGGCUCUCUGCCUCCCUCUCGUGAGGAUGCUGGGUCCCCAGGGCACCCAGAGUCACCCCCUCCUCGGCGGCCUUGACAAAGGUCCUCUCUGCCACGCAAGGCGACAGGUCUGCAGGUCUGAGGACCAGGAACGGGGACGUCUUUGGGGACCUUAUGCUGCCCACCACACAGAGUCUCCUUGUCCCCUGUCCCGGUUAACCUUCCCUGGCCUCUGCUCAGGGCCUCCUGGGACUGUUGCACAGGCCGUGCACAAGGCACCCAGCUGAGGUGGGGAGGGCUGGGCUCCCCUAUGGCCUGGGCCCUCCUGUAACCCCCCUGGCCCGGCCGUGCUUCUCUGCACACAGGUCAUGUCAUGGAGGGGUACAUUCAUGAGUCCUCUAGGUCAGAGGGCCCCCGCCCAUGGUGGGACCAGCUCUCUGGUCUCAGUAGACUGUCCUUUGACCCCCAUAAUGCCCCCAGCACCGUGGCCUGUGAAGGUUCCCGCAAAACACAGAGAGAGCCACUGCAGGGAGUGAUGUCCUCCCCCAACGCGGUCCGUCUGUCCCCCCGCAUACUUGCUCUGCCCUUGAAUCCUGCUCUGUCCGGUGGGUGCCGCGAGGAAGGUUCAGAAACGGCUUCCCCAGCGUGGGUCUGCCUGUGGCCCCGCUGCCUGGGGGUGGGGCCCCCCCACCCUGCCAUCCAGACCAGGGUCUGGGCACAGCGGGAGACUCCUCUGCAACCUGCCGGCUCCCUUGGGCCACGUUUGUCCCCACGGGGGCUCAGUCGGGGACAGGGGACCCUCCAGGACACAGUGUCUGCAGCCCCUGGGGCCACUCCAUUCGAGAGGCGAUGUCGGCCCUCGAUGCCGACCCUGGGACAGUGCCCACGCAGGAGACCCGCGUCCCGCUCCCCCAGCCAAGGGCCACCAGGUGGAGCAGAGACUUGAAUGUUCCACGGGUGCAUGAUGGCCGUGUCCCCACCCGCCCGCCCCCUGCCUGGGUGACCAGGGCCACCUGGGGGGCCUGCAAUGUGGGCGGGGAAGCAGACCUUGUGUGUUCAGCCUGAUCGACAAAAUGAACACGAGUUCCUCAAGAAGUUAAACACACAACAGCCAUGUGACCCGGAGGUUCCACGUCUGGGUCUGUCCCCAAGAGAACGGGAACCAGGGACUUGAAGAGAUACUGGCACCACCGAGGUCACGGAGGCACGAGUCACAACAGCGAAAGGGGAGCAGCCCAGGGUCCCUCCGUGGAUGAAGGACAAACACAAUGUGUCCAUCCCCACGCUGGAAUGUGACCCAGCCCCAGGAAGGAAGGACGUCCUCCCACCUGCCACCGCGUGGAGGGACCCGGAGGUCACUGUGCGCAGUGACAGGAGCCAGACACAGAAGGACACGUCCUGCAUGACCCCCCUCACGGGGGUCCCCAGAGGAGUCCCGUCACAGAGACAGAGUAGAUGGUGGGAGCCGGGUGGGGGAGGGGGCAGGGAGUCCCUUGCUUCAUGGAGACAGUCUCAGUCUGGGGAGAUGGAAAGUUCUGGAGGCGGGUGGGGGGGGGCGGGUGCAGGACAGCGUGAGUGUGCUUGAUGCCACUGAGCUGUGUGCUCGGAAAGGGUUAGAGUGAUACAUUUUGUGUUAUGUGCAUUUUGCCAAGAUCUUUAAAAAGCUAAA
This is a messenger RNA of Felis catus (domestic cat), 6109 nucleotides long. It is a transcript of the gene MISP, whose product is annotated as mitotic spindle positioning. The transcript is spliced from 4 exons. Lineage: Eukaryota; Metazoa; Chordata; Mammalia; Carnivora; Felidae. The coding region runs from base 1085 to 3037 and encodes 650 amino acids. The record is from RefSeq and is a predicted model, not a curated record.